UAGCGUCUGGCCCGUGCCGGUCUACAAAUGUUCGAUCAGUCGAAAUGUUGCGAGCGAGGUCGGAACAGUACGAACGGAGACCAUAACGGACUUCUCAUUUCAGCUGGGCAUAUUGGAAUAGUGGUUUUUAUGGAAAUAUGUUGCGCGUGGCUGGGGCUUCGCCCCAGUUAACUAAAAGGAAACAAACCCCACGACCAAUUAAACUCGAAAACGUGGAACUCGAAACGUGGAAUAGUGUUUUUUUAUGGAGCUAGGGUGGCGUACAGUUCAUAAACAUAAACACUAUUCCACGUUUCGAGUUCCACGUUUUCGAGUUUAAUUGGUCGUGGGGUUUGUUUCCUUUUAGUUAACUGGGGCGAAGCCCCAGCCACGCGCAACAUAUUUCCAUAAAAACCACUAUUCCAAUAUGCCCAUCAAUGCCGAUUGUUAAUGUAAUUAUUUUUAAAAUACUCAGAAAACUCUUUAGACUUAACCAGCCCAGCUGAAAUGAGAAGUCCGUUAUGGUCUCCGUUCGUACUGUUCCGACCUCGCUCGCAACAUUUCGACUGAUCGAACAUUUGUAGACCGGCACGGGCCAGACGCUAGUUUUCUAUUUGGCAACGCCGGCCCGCCAUCACUUCUGAUUUUGACAGGUGACAUUCAAAUGACGUUUCACUAACCUCUCAAAAGUCCAAUCUUAUUUUUUUUAUUUUCCAAAAUAUGGGCAAUGACCACUCACAUUUAAGCGGCGUUGAAAUAGAAGAAAAAUCAGUCGAAGUUUCAGACUUCUGGUCACACCAUUCCGCUACUAUUAUCAAUUCAGAAAACACAACAAACCUCUCAGUACUUACAGGCGAGUUAUUCGUCGAUGGCCCAUUAUGGAAAACGCAGACACCUUUAGAGAAAAAUAGCAAGCAUUUAAUGAUCUAUCGUCACCCCUGCAUUUUACGAUACAUAUCAUCGUGGCAAAAAAGUUCCAAGUAUUAUUUAGCCGUGGAGGAGGUUGUGCCCUUAAGCCAUGUCCUGGCGACGCAAAAUGCGCUGCAGAUUUGUAUUGGGUUACAUUCCAUACUGAAAGCUUUGUGUUUUUUGCAUGAGAAGGCUUCAAUCUCGCAUAAUAAUAUCUGUACUGCGGCGAUUUACGCAAGUAAGGAGGGUAGCUGGAAGCUGGGAGGCAUGGAAUACGUGUGUAAAUUUAACGAGUUAAGUUCCGAUUUUCUCAAAAAAACGAGAAACAGUCGGUAUAACAAAGCCAUCGAUCCCAAUGAAGACAAACACAUACAGGGCCCUAGACGGGACUUUAUUGAUAUUUUUGCAUUCGGAGUUUUAGUUUGUGAAGUUUUAAAGUCAAAAGAUGAGGAGAUUCCUGGCCUCACAAGUUUUAAAGAAUUGUGCAAGAACGAUUUGCAAAAUAUUGACGUGGCGUUGAGGCCAAAGCUGAGUUCUCUGCUCGACCACGAAUUUUUUAAUCAUGAGUUUAUUGUUAUACAUUCGUUCCUCGCUGAGCUACCGUUGAAAUCAGAUGAGGAAAAAAUGCAAUUUUUCCAUAGUUUAGCUGAGAGGCUUAAAGCCUUCCCUGAAGUUAUCGUAGCCAAACAAUUGGGUAACUUGUUACUCUCUAGGUUAGUUCUUUUGAAUAAAACGGCACAAGAGGAGUUGUUACCAUUUAUUUUACGCCUCAGAGUUGAAAGUGAAGAUAAUACCGGAAAUAUUUUCACAGAAGAUGUAUUUAGGAAAUUUUUGACCCCAAAAUUGUUGGAAAUUUUUGGCGUUCGAGACGCCCAAAUUCGUCUCUUGUUAUUAAACAAUUUCAAGCAUUUUGUUCACACUUUUACAAAGGAAGAACUCCAAUCUUGUAUUUUACCAGAGCUUUUGGUGGGCGUUAAGGACACCAACGACCACUUGGUCUCAGUAACCCUGCGCACGCUCGCCGACUUGGUCCCCAUUUUGGGGGCCGCGACCGUGAUAGGGGGCCGCAGGGGCAAACUUUUUACCGAUGGCCGCCCCGUAUCGCACCCAAAUCGGCGCACCUCUCGCCGCAAUUCGAAAAAAAUCGAACCGGUGAUUCCCCCAGACACCAAUCCGAUAAUUCAAACCAAUCAAGUGAUUAUGGACCUCCCUGAACGGCCAAGGCCUGACGGGGAAGAAGGGGAGACCUCCACAGAGGAGGCGGAACAAUCCGUGGAGGAGGAUUUGGAUAACUGGGAGGACUGGGGGGAGUCAAACCCUCAGGAAAUUGUCGAAUCAGUUGAAUCGAAUUCUAGUGAGUCUGUGACGUCGGUUUUUGAACGCGAAAAUGUGGCACAGAAAAAAUUGCCCGAUAUUUUGGAACUGGAUAUUAAGAAUCAGACGAGUUCGGGGGGCAACGACGAUUUUGAUUUCUUCCAAGACAUGGAACCUGUGAUUGAGACUUCGGCGAAGUUUGUGAUUGAGGAGGAGAGUGCGAGUAAAUUAAAGUUGGGGGUGAAGGAGGAUGGGAAUGAGGACGGUUGGGUCGAUGAAGACUGGUAGUGGGGUUGAUUUAUUGCAAUUAUAUCUAUGUUAUGUAAAUAUACGUACUUUUAAUUUGUU
Tribolium castaneum (red flour beetle) is the source of this 2550-nucleotide messenger RNA. RefSeq lists its product as uncharacterized. The record is from RefSeq and is a predicted model, not a curated record. The transcript has 5 exons. Lineage: Eukaryota; Metazoa; Arthropoda; Insecta; Coleoptera; Tenebrionidae. Gene Ontology annotation, molecular function: protein kinase activity; ATP binding. Gene Ontology annotation, biological process: protein phosphorylation. The coding region runs from base 700 to 2490 and encodes 596 amino acids.